GAGUCAGGUUUUAUUGUGGGUUAUGGCAGUGGCUCAUAACGGCUCCAACUGUACGUUUCAACAUCGCCUUCACCCUAUUUUACUUAAAGGACUGGACGUAACACGUGCUUAACACAAUCCACAUCGCGGUACAUGCUUCACUUUCGUUCGGUAAAGGUACAGGAUGAUGAGCGACCGGCAAAAUUCAUUGCCGGUCACCGACGGAUUUGUUGCAUGCUCUACAUCUAUUAGGUAUCCGUUUACUAUUCCCCAAUAUCAACAUCAACAAACCAUAGGACGAAUUCAAUCCAAUACAGGACUACUGCGAUCAGCUGAAAUUGGUUGUUAUUUUGGUUACCAAGGGCAACCCGAAUAGCCAGCCUACUACACCUACGAGCGUGAGUAUGAGUCAGCAACAUCAGAAAAGUCGAUCACCCUUCGCCACCAUCGCAGUAUAGUGAUUUCUACCGUAUCACCCCAAGCCCCAAAACAGGACAUGCAUUGCUGGGGAACAUGAACGACAUGAACUAGGAAUGUACGCAUUCGUAGUCCGAAGGCGAAACCUAGCACACCGUUGUUGGCCACGAGUGUUUACGGGCGGUACAUAGUUUCCUUCACCUAGUCCGUCAGGAAGGAAGAUUUUGUUGGAAGUCGUCGAUUUGAAUGGGAGAAUUUUGAAUAAAAAUGAAGUGAAUCGUCGCGUAUUUUACACCAAAAAUGGAUACAUUAAGUACAAUUAUCGUGCAAUACAGUUAAGGUGGGAUCUGCACAAGUAACGAAAGAAUACACAACCAAAAUUGCGUAAAAAUAUGGGUCACGCGGAACUGAAUCAUAGCUCAACGAAGCAACCUAGCAAUAGUUAUUCCACAUGGACCUGGAAUCGCAUUUCGAUGGUCCGAAUACGGACCAACCUGUUCCUGCUGCUGAUCGGGAUAGCCUCCUUUUCGGUUCUAAAUCACACCGAAGCCGGAUUUGCCUGUCUCAGCAACCCGUGCAUCUACGGAGUGUGCACCGAUGAUUUGAAUAGUACGUAUUCAUGCUACUGCAUCGAUGGCUACACCGGAAUACAGUGCCAAACCAACUGGGACGAGUGUUGGUCGAACCCCUGCCGAAACGGGGGCACGUGUAUCGAUGGGAUUGCAUCGUACAACUGCACGUGCCGCGAUGGAUUCGUAGGUCUCAACUGCGAGGAGAACUUCAACGAGUGUCUCUCAAAUCCGUGCCAAAACGGAGGAAGUUGCUACGACCAGGACAAUGCGUUCGUCUGCAGCUGUGCACCUGGUUACAUCGGGCUGUUCUGCGAAACGGACGUGGCCGUGUGCGAGACGGGCGAUCGAUGCCACAACGGCGGCGAAUGUAUCGAAGGAGCAGGUCUGGAUUUUACCUGCCAGUGUAUCGAAGGCUACGGCGGCAAGUUCUGCGACCAGGAAACCGACGAGUGCGAAUCGUCUCCAUGUCAGAACGGUGGAAUCUGUAUCGACAAGUUCGCUAGUUAUAUCUGUGCGUGUGCCAGGGGAUUCAGCGGGGUUAACUGUGAAGAGGAGAUCAUGUACUGUGAGAGUUCUCCGUGUGCCAAUCAGGCUUUGUGUUUGGUGGAAGAGAGCGAACCAAUCUGCUACUGUGUGCCGGACUUCCAUGGUGAACGCUGUGAGUUCCAAUACGACGAGUGUCAGCUUGGGCCGUACCCCAAGUGCGUCAACGGAGGAACCUGUAUAGAUGGGGUAGACGAAUAUUCUUGCUCGUGUCCACCGUCUUUUACGGGUACGAACUGCGAGUGUUUGGUAUUGGAGGAUUCAGAAGUGGAUUGUAACUAUACGGCGCCAGAGAUUACCACAUUGGAGUAUGCUACGACAACUGCUUGGUUCGACUCUACCUUCAGUACUGGAUAUUCUUUCAGUGGAGAUAUGGGUUCUGAUCUGCCACCUGGAACUUGGCGCCCAACUAGUGGGACAUGGCGCCCAACAAGUGGAACUGGGCGUCCAACAACUGGACCUUGGCACCCUACAAGUUCAACGGGAUCAGCUGGUACGACUCUGUAUUUGUCGAACGUAUCUGUAACAACGCUUCAACCAGAUUUGGUGACCUCUCCUUACACAAGUUCAGAUGGACUACCUAUUUCUAUUGGAUCUACGAGUUUAGAAACAGUGACCAAAAUGGAAGACAGUAGCAAACGCACAACGGUUUAUCCAUAUUCAACUCGUGUUACCUCCGAUGGUGAAGUCACAGAAAGAGAAUUUUCUGUCAGCCCAGAGAUGCGAACUAUCCCAGGUCAGGAAUCAGAAGCAUUCACAACACCAAAAAUACAAGUAGACGGUAGUACAUCCGAUCAAAGGCUCCCCACAACCCUCUCAGUCGAAGAUCAAAAAACAUCUGGAGCACCUGGUGAAGGAGAUUCAGUUACAUCAGACAUCAGAAAUGGUUCUACAACACGCAGUGAAGACGUAGAUAUAGUUACUAAACCGAGGGAUACCACUCUUCAAGGAGCAUCCACAAUACCAGUAGACUACACUGAUUCAGUUGACAAAACCACUGAAAGUAUACCGUCGGGUGUUACUAUGCGACCAAUUGAAGAGCCUAAAACAUCUUCGCCUACGGAUACUGACAUAGAAAAACCAUCUUCCACAGCACCAACUGAUGUUCCUUCGGUAGACGUCACGAUAACUCCGUUCUUCACGGAGUCACCAGGGAACGUUUCUACGGCUGUUCCAUCAGUUGAACAACCAACCCAGUUUAUUUCUUCCUCGACAUCUUCGUACGAUACAGCGUCCUACUUUCCAUCAAGUCCCACUGAUAUUCCGUCUUCCUCUUCCAAAACCACAACUACGACCACCGUACCUCCCAGACCUACCGACACCGUGAUCACCGAAUGUGACGACAAAGUUUGUGCCAACGGUGGUACCUGUGCGAUGACUCCCAGUGGAAUCCGCUGCCACUGUGACUUCCGCUACAUCGGAACGUACUGCGACAUCCCCGUGAGCAUUCAGAACGCCGCAUUCUCGCGGGACUCAUUCCUGCGGCACAUCAUCUACCGACGGAACGAGACCGAAUUCCAGAACAUGACCGCCGGCCAGCUGCUACCGAUCAGUGUACGGUUCAAGGCGAAAAUGACCUCCCGGGAAGGGUUGAUCAUGCUUGCGGCAGCCGAAGGAAACGAUGGCAGUCACUACGUGGCACUUUUCCUGCACAAGGGGUUGCUACAGUUUCAGUUCUCGUGUGGACUUCAGACGAUGCUGUUGAGUGAAAUCGAAGGCCCGGUUAACAAUGGCUACGAGCUGCACAUCAAAGUGGGGUUGAACUUCAAUGAUCGCCUAACGCACUGCAAUGCAUCGCUACACGUUAACGAAACGCUGGCCAUGAGUGGUGAACAACCCACGUGGCUCAGGAACACGGAUCCUUAUGAAGAUCCCACAGGUACAACCAUGGUCCCGAUCAAGCAUAGUUGGUUGCACCUUGGUGGACGACCUAUCAAAACCAUGUACACGCUGAGUCACAACAUCUCGCGCUAUCAGGGAUUCACCGGUUGCGUCUACGAGUUGGAAAUCAAUUGUAAGCCGGUCGCAGUUUUUGAGAACGCCGAGGAUGCCUUCAAAAUCUACGAGUGUACUUCACUGGCGUGUCUGUCCAGCCCUUGCCGAAAUGGAGCAAUCUGCGUCGAAGAGGAAGGUUACAACCAGGAAAGUCGCUACAAGCCCAACAGCCAGGCCAGUUGGAGCUGCAAGUGUGCCUUCGGCUAUAUGGGGCGGACCUGUGAACGGUCCAUCUGCGACAACAAUCCCUGCAAGCACGGAGGAACAUGCGUAACGUUCCCGGAGAGUGGUUACCUGUGCCUGUGUCCGUACGGAAAGCAUGGGCACCUGUGCGAACAUGAUCUGGACAUUCUGCAGCCGUCGUUCUUCGGGAGCAUCAAGGGCCUAUCGUCGUACGUGGCAUAUCCACUGUCGUUCCCGUUGGAAGAUCGCUUCGAGUUCAGUUUCAAAAUCAUCCCGACGACGGUAUCGCAAAUAUCGCUGCUGGCAUUCGUUGGGCAGUUGGAUGAUCAUUCCGAGAAGAGUGAUCAUUUCUCGGUUAGCUUCAUUCAAGGGUUCAUCCUAGUGACGUGGAACCUGGGCAGUGGCCCUCGACGGAUCUUCACCCAACAGCCGGUGCACGUUCAACCCUCGCGACCUACCACCAUCAAUGUUGGCCGAAAUGGACGUCUGGCGUGGCUAUCGAUCGACGGCCGGGUCAACAUAUCCGGAAAUUCCCCAGGCAGCAGUAGCAAACUGAAUGUCGCUCCGUAUCUGUUCAUCGGCGGCCACGAGCAGGCAAACUUUUCAAACCUUCCACACGAUCUACCGCUGCACUCAGGAUUUCAAGGAUGUCUGUUUGAUAUCCAUAUCGUUGCCGGACCGGUUCAUAUUCCAUUGCAGCAUAUCGGAGGAAUGCGAGGACGAAGCGUUGGACAGUGCGGGACCAAAGAAUGUCACCGGCAUGCGUGUCAGAACAACGGAGCCUGUCUUCAGCAUGGAUCUACGUUCACGUGCAUCUGCCAGGAAGAUUGGAAUGGUCUACUGUGUUCACAAAAAACCAAUCCCUGUGAUGAGAGUAACAAAUGUUCCGUGGAUUCGAGUUGCUUUCCGUUGAUCUCCGGCUACGAGUGCGAUUGUCCAUUUGGAAAGAUCGGGAAACGUUGUGAAGCGAAUCUCAAAUAUCUCAGCGAUGUCUCCUUUUCGGGAAGGAGAUCCUAUCUGGCCCUGAAGUGGCCUGCAGUCAACAGCGAUUACUCCUACCUAGAGAACGAAGUUCGGUAUGAGAAGAUAGUUCAACCGUCGAGUUUGAUGUCCCAGAAUCAUUCGAUUCUGUUGAAGUCCAUCCGAGAACUGGACAAAAUCAACGACGUUCUGAAGGUCAAUGCCAACGACACGGCGAACAGUCUGCUCUACAGUCACGUCUUGACGACUCGAUCGCAGAACUAUCAUCAGCUGAAGAUUCGUUACCUCUCGAUUGAACUGCAGGUACGACCUCUUUCGGAAAAGGGAUUGCUGAUGUUCGUCAGGACGUACGAUUCCAACGAACAGAAACAGGGAUUCAUCAGUCUGAGUCUACAAGGAGGAGUGAUCGAGUACCGCGUAUCUUCCGCUCAGAUGCAGACUUCAGUCGUUCGAAGUAAUCACGUUUUGGCAAUCGGAGAGUGGCAUAACAUCAAGAUCAUCAAAUAUGGUAAGCGACUAACUCUUUGGGUAGAAGGCAAAAGCACAUCGAUGCUUGGCUCAGUUCGUGAAGAGUUCAUAAACCCAAGUACGAGACUGUAUUUUGGAGGUUUACCGGAUAUAUCCCAGCUUCCUUUCGAUGCCCUCUCCGGAUUCCCUAUUCCUUUCAGAGGCUGCAUACGGAAUGUUAAUCUCAACGGUACUCGCAUCACCUUAAACGAAAGCAGUAUUGUAGAGUCGCGAAACGUUAACGACUGCGACGGUACACCAUGUGGAGGCGACCUUUGUACCAAAGGAGGCCUCUGUUGGUUGGACGAACACUCGCAACCGCAUUGCAAAUGUCCUGAGUAUUCCAAGGGAGUGAAUUGUGAAAUCCAGGAAUCAUGCGAGAUAGUGAAGUGUCGCAACAACGGUCAAUGUAUGAAGAAUGGUCACUGUAGUUGCGCAAUAGGAUGGACUGGAUACUACUGUGAAAUAGCCACCACAAAAUUCUCGGCCUUGGGAUUCAACGAUCGCAGCUACAUACUAAUACCUUCGCAAAAGAUCAAGAUGAAGGACAAACGAAACGGCGUAUCGAUCAACCUCAGCCCUCGCCUGGAACUCCAAAUUUCGUUCAACAUAUCCACCCUUGAAGAUGGAGUCAUCUUCUGGACCACCGAUAAGAGCUCCAGGUACUUCGGAGUUGGUGUUCAGAAUGGGUUCAUCACCAUCGCGAGCAACAUGAUACAGGAAGCGGAGAACUUGACAGCAGUUUCCAGUCCUUGGAAGGCUUACGUUGCCGAUGGAGACUGGCACAACAUUAGAAUUGAAACGGAAAACGGAACCGUACAGGUUCUGGUAAACGGUCAUCCUCUGUUCAGCGAGUUGAGAAUACGUUCGGACGCAACUGAUGCCGAACCGGGCUUGCGAUAUUCGUCCGAUGAGGCCUCGUAUUUGGGUGGAUUUCCGGACGAAGAUGUUCGCAAUCGAACGUUCGGGAAGUUUUCCAGUGCUUUUAACGGAUGCAUCCAGGACAUUUAUCUGGGGAACAACGUAGACGAAGUGGACUACACCUCCUACCAGGGGGCGAACAUUGACGAAUGCGAAGUAUAGCCGUUCGGAAGCCCAUACUAGUUGACUAAUAACGUAUCCCUCCAUAUUUGAGUAGAUGUUAGAAAUUUUCCGAUAGCAAAUUAUUCUAUACGUACGAGAAAUGAUGUUCUGUAACUAUAUAGUUUUACACGCACAAUGUGAGAAAACGAAACGGUGGAGUUCGAAAUUGUCCUACAUUUAUACAUAACCAAUACCAGCAUCGCAUUUCAUAAUUCGGAGUAUUAACCCAUUUCGGAACGUAAAUCAUAUAGGUCAACCUUAUUUGUACUAGUGUACGAGCAACGAAUCGUUUGUAAAAUAUAUGACGAAAUAUGUAAGUAGUUGAGAAUGUGAUCAGCGUUUUAUU
This is a messenger RNA of Aedes albopictus (Asian tiger mosquito), 6606 nucleotides long. It is a transcript of the gene eys, whose product is annotated as protein eyes shut. The transcript is spliced from 7 exons. NCBI's taxonomy places the organism in Eukaryota, Metazoa, Arthropoda, Insecta, Diptera, Culicidae. Gene Ontology annotation, molecular function: calcium ion binding. The record is from RefSeq and is a predicted model, not a curated record. Bases 789 to 6260 code for a protein of 1823 amino acids.